Penicillium diatomitis is the source of this 1317-nucleotide messenger RNA. Its product is annotated as cytochrome and DOMON domain-containing protein. The transcript is spliced from 4 exons. The record is from RefSeq and is a predicted model, not a curated record. NCBI's taxonomy places the organism in Eukaryota, Fungi, Ascomycota, Eurotiomycetes, Eurotiales, Aspergillaceae. The coding region runs from base 1 to 1317 and encodes 438 amino acids.
AUGCUGCUAAACGGCCUCGGUGACGAGUCGGGCAGCGACGAUGGCACGAAUGGGUUCGAGAUACUGACAUUCCUCCAUCGUGUUCGCCAUGUAGGACUCUCAAUACUCUCCAUCCACGUUGGGGUUGCCAUCUCUGCGACGGACGCCACUGCCAUCUACAACUACCCCCUGGGAUCAAAUGCCAAUUACACCUUUGCCUUGAACAUACCGGAUGGAUCCAAUGACCUGUACUUCCAUCUCUCCGGCCCGGCGAGCUACAGCUGGGUGGGAGUGGGAACGGGUGCUAGGAUGGAGAAUUCGAUGAUGAUCGUGGCCUAUUCGAGCGCAGAUGGGAAGAAUGUGACUGUGAGCCCUCGACUCUCCUCCGGGGAAAGCGAGCCGGUGUAUUCCACUUCCAUCGAUGUCACCCUGCUUGACGGGACCGGCCUUGCCAACAACACCAUGACGGUCAACGGCCGAUGCAAUAACUGCACGAGCUGGAAGACGGGCUCGCUGGACGUACAGUCCUCCUCUCAGCCGUGGAACUUUGCCCUGGGUCCUUCGGGCAGUAGUGUUCGAAUGCUGCGCAGUGACUCCAAGACGGCGAGCAUCGAGAGACAUUCCAAAUAUGGCGUCUUCAACGUGGACAUGGUCCACGCCACAGGUGGAUCAGGCAGCCUGCCAUCUUCCUACACAACAUCCCAGGGCACCCAAUCCGAGACCUUCAAAUCCGACAGCAACUGGCCCAGCAUCAUUCACGCAGUCGCAGCCUGUAUCGCAAUCAUCUUCCUGUUCCCCUUUGGAGCGAUCCUCCUCCGCGUGUAUCCAAAGAGCGUCCGAUGGCACUGGGUCAACCAGACCCUCUCAAGCUGCAUCGCCAUCGUCAGUCUCGUUAUCGGAUUCUACCUCAGCACCCAAUUCACCAAGUCCCAGUCAUGGGGCUCCACCCACCAAAUCAUCGGCAUCAUCAUCCUGCUCGCCAUCAUCGUACAAUGGGCCAUGGGUUUCUGGCACCACCUCCAGUAUAAGAAGACUCAGUCCGCGACCAAGUUCGGCGUCGUGCAUCGUUAUUUCGGAUUCAUCGUCAUUUUCCUCGCCAUUAUCAAUGGUGGUAUCGGAAUGAGCUGGUCUUAUGCGUCGACGGGGGCGAUCGUGGGUUACUCUGUUCUCGUCGCCGUUGUCAGCGCAGUGUUCAUUGGUCUUUUGGGCUGGGCGAGACUGGGCUCUCGUCGUGGUGCAAAGGGUUUUGAUCGACAGUCGGAGGAGGAGUUGAGUGAUUAUCGGACCUUGGGGGAUGAUCUGAAUUCGGAUAUGGAUAGGGCUACGGCGUGGCGAUAG